Indicator indicator is the source of this 1547-nucleotide messenger RNA. It is a transcript of the gene DUSP7, whose product is annotated as dual specificity phosphatase 7. Gene Ontology annotation, biological process: negative regulation of MAPK cascade; protein dephosphorylation. The transcript is spliced from 3 exons. Gene Ontology annotation, cellular component: cytoplasm; cytosol. Bases 1 to 1149 code for a protein of 382 amino acids. Gene Ontology annotation, molecular function: MAP kinase tyrosine/serine/threonine phosphatase activity; protein tyrosine/threonine phosphatase activity. Lineage: Eukaryota; Metazoa; Chordata; Aves; Piciformes; Indicatoridae. The record is from RefSeq and is a predicted model, not a curated record.
AUGAAAACGCAGGUCUGGGGGAGCUCCCCGCGGGCGCCCAUGGCUGCGGCGAUGCCGUGCAAGAGCGCGGAGUGGCUGCAGGAGGAGCUGGAGUCGGGCGGCGGCCGCUCGCUGCUACUGCUCGACUGCCGCCCCCACGAGCUUUUCGAGAGCUCGCACAUCGAGACGGCCAUCAACCUGGCCAUUCCCGGGCUCAUGCUCCGCCGCCUCAAGAAGGGCAACCUGCCCAUCCGCUCCAUCAUCCCCAACCACGAGGACAAGGAGCGCUUCGUCAAGCGCUGCAAGGCCGACACCGUGCUGCUUUACGACGAGGCCACCGCCGACUGGCAGGACGGCGGUGCCGCCACCUCCGUCCUGGGGCUCCUGCUCCAGAAGCUGCGUGAUGAUGGCUGCAAAGCCUAUUACCUGAAAGGUGGCUUUAACAAGUUUCAGACUGAAUAUUCAGAGCACUGCGAGACAAACCUUGACAGCUCCUCACCCAGCAACUCUCCCCCAGCAUCGGUCCUUGGCCUGGGAGGGCUGCGGAUAAGCUCUGACUGCUCGGAUGGCGAAUCCGACAGGGAACCCAGCAGUGCCACUGAGUCGGACGGAAGCCCCAUCCCUAACAAUCAGCCUGCCUUUCCGGUCCAGAUCCUCCCUUACCUGUACCUGGGCUGUGCCAAAGAUUCGACCAACUUGGAUGUCCUGGGCAAAUAUGGCAUUAAGUACAUCCUGAAUGUGACUCCCAACCUGCCAAACAUGUUUGAGCACGAUGGAGAGUUCAAGUACAAGCAGAUCCCCAUCUCAGAUCACUGGAGCCAGAACCUCUCACAGUUCUUUCCUGAGGCCAUUGCUUUCAUUGAUGAGGCCCGUUCCAAGAAGUGUGGGAUCCUUGUUCACUGCCUCGCUGGCAUCAGCCGGUCUGUUACAGUCACUGUCGCCUACUUGAUGCAAAAACUCAACUUGUCCCUGAAUGAUGCCUAUGACUUUGUGAAAAGGAAAAAAUCCAACAUUUCCCCAAACUUUAACUUCAUGGGCCAGCUCCUGGACUUUGAGAGGACUCUGGGACUCAACAGCCCGUGUGACAACCGCUCGCCCAGUGAACAGCUCUACUUCACCACCCCCACCAACCACAACCUGUUUCAGCUGAACACUCUGGAGUCCACAUGAAGGGGACACCACCUGGUUGGGAACUCGAGCAUUGAAUUCGCUUCUCUUGAGCAUUUCAACUCUUACAAAAGUAUCUGUCUUGCCAGGCAGCUCUGAAAGGACUAGCUUCUCUGGGCAGAGGUGCCUGAUCGCUGCUUUAAGAAGGCUAAUGCCGUUCAUUAGUGUCCUGAUCAAAGUGGUUUGAAGAGGUAGUCGUUUGGCAGAGGGUCAUUUACUACGGGCGAUGUUACAGCGUUCUGAGCGCAGCUGUUACCGGCAAUAACCGCUUUCCUGGGUGCAUUGGGACUGUCAGAGCACGCACACACGUGAAGAGCUACCAAGGGGUUAGCUUGCUGUGGAGAGUGAGGAGAUUUAUGCACUUGGAAGCCUUGAACAAAAGGUGUUGGGCCAAGACUGUU